AUGAAUCCCCACGAAGGGUUGGUGAGCCGCCUGCGGGCAGCCUGGCUCUCGGGGAAGACGCGGCCCAUGGAAUACCGUGUGGCCCAGCUGGAGGCACUGGGACGCUUCCUCGAUGAGAAGAAACAAGACAUCCUGGAGGCCACUGCCUUGGACAUGGGCAAGCCACCCUUUGAAGUCGAGCUGUCUGAGAUCUCCAUCUGCCGGAGCGAACUCAAUCACACACUCAACAACCUGGGCACCUGGAUGAAGGACGAGCACGUGCAGAAGAACUGGGUGACACAGCUGGACUCAGCCUUCAUCCGCAAGGACCCGUAUGGGGUGGUGCUCAUCAUCGGGCCCUGGAACUACCCCAUUAACCUCCUCCUGGUGCCCCUCAUUGGGGCCAUCGCUGCUGGUAACUGCGCUGUCAUUAAACCCUCCGAAAUCAGCAGGAACGUGGAGAGGUUGGUGGCUGAGACACUGCCCAAGUACCUGGACAAGGACUGCUUUGCUGUGGUGACCGCCGGUGUGGAGGAGGCCACCAGACUGCUGGAGAACAAGUUUGACUACAUCUUCUUCACGGGCAGCCCCUCUGUGGGAAGGAUCGUGAUGACAGCCGCCGCCAAGCACCUGACGCCUGUGACGCUGGAGCUGGGGGGCAAGAACCCAUGCUAUGUGUCUGACAACUGCAACGUGCACAACGUGGCCCGUCGAGUGGCCUGGGGUCGCUUCUUCAACGCGGGGCAGACCUGUGUGGCACCUGACUACGUGCUGUGCAGCCUGGAGAUGCAGGAGAAGCUCCUGCCUGCCCUGCGCGAGGCCAUCACUGAGUUUUACGGCCCCAACCCUCAGGAGUCACCCAACUUCGCCCGCAUUGUGGGGGACAAACACUUCCAGCGGGUGCGGGCGCUGCUGAACAGUGGGAACGUGGCCAUCGGAGGACAGACGGACACAGAGACACGCUACAUAGCCCCCACAGUGCUGGUUGAUGUGCAGCAGGACGACCCUGUCAUGCAGGAGGAGAUCUUUGGCCCCAUCCUGCCCAUCAUCACGGUGGCCAGCAUGGAUGAUGCCAUCGCCUUCAUCAAUGCUCGGGAACGGCCGUUGGCUCUCUACGUCUUCUCCUCCUGCAAGAAGGUGGUGAACCAGGUCCUGGAGCAGACGAGCAGUGGUGGCUUCUGCGCCAAUGACACCAUCAUGCACAUGACACUGACUUCACUGCCCUUUGGUGGCAUCGGGCAGAGCGGCUUGGGCCGCUACCACGGCCGCUUCAGCUUCGAGACGUUCUCGCACCCACGCUCGGCGCUGCUGCGCGGGAUCGGCCGGGAGGCCUUGAACGACCCCCGCUACCCGCCCUAUGCCGCCCGCCGCCUCCCGUUACUCCGCGCCGCCACGGAGACCAAGCGCCGCGCCGUAUGCGCUAUCCUCUGAGCACAAUAAAGUCCCACUUCCGCCUCACCGCGCGCCCGAGAGCUGCUUCC
Molecule: messenger RNA, 1460 nt
Organism: Cuculus canorus (common cuckoo)
Lineage: Eukaryota; Metazoa; Chordata; Aves; Cuculiformes; Cuculidae
Product: aldehyde dehydrogenase family 3 member B1-like
Exons: 9
Coding region: 1-1410 (469 amino acids)
Biological process (GO): aldehyde metabolic process
Cellular component (GO): cytoplasm
Molecular function (GO): aldehyde dehydrogenase (NAD+) activity
Source: RefSeq, a predicted model, not a curated record